Hemibagrus wyckioides is the source of this 2407-nucleotide messenger RNA. It is a transcript of the gene tnfrsf19, whose product is annotated as tumor necrosis factor receptor superfamily, member 19. The record is from RefSeq and is a predicted model, not a curated record. Gene Ontology annotation, molecular function: protein binding; signaling receptor activity. Gene Ontology annotation, cellular component: plasma membrane. Bases 635 to 1750 code for a protein of 371 amino acids. Gene Ontology annotation, biological process: positive regulation of JNK cascade; positive regulation of canonical NF-kappaB signal transduction. NCBI's taxonomy places the organism in Eukaryota, Metazoa, Chordata, Actinopteri, Siluriformes, Bagridae. The transcript has 10 exons.
UUUUCCUGUGAAACAAAGUUUCUGCCUCGCGUGCACGCGCAGAGAGAGAGAGAGAGAGAGAGAGAGAGAUCAGCCAAUCGGAGCGCUCGGGGUGACGUCAAGCAGCCUGUAGAGCGCGCAGAUGAGCGAGGAUUUCAGAGCCGCAACAUCACACAGCCAACCGCGCAAACAGCACACACACACACACACACACACACUCCACAAGGAUCACAUGAACACAGAGAGCUAGGAUCGAGCUAGGAUCUUACACGAAUCACACGCAUGAAUCAUCUACUCCAUCUUUUCAGGAUGAAAUUUUGGGAAAAGGUGCAUCACUGAGUUCAGUGUGAAGGGCCUUUUUGUCUGGCUGAAGCUUUGAUGCAGGCGAUGAUCGGAGAUCAGAUUAUAAGGGUCUGUCUGAUCGCAGGCACGCUGUCUUUGAUCUGAACCCGGAGCUCGUGUUGUUGGAUCCGGUGCGCUCUCUCUCUCUCUCUCUCUCUCUCUCUCUCUAACACACAUAUUGCAGAGGAAGAAACAAGCCGCUGUGAAAUGAGUGAGUGAAGAUACUGAAAGAUCCUCCCUGACUACACUACUGAGAAAAAGACCCGAAUUCAGGGACUCUAUCACUUUGGGUGUACAUGAGGAGACUUUCAGCAUGGCUCUGGCAUCAGGACUCAACUGCUCUCUUCUUCUGAAGACACUUUUCCUGCACUUAUUACUAGUUGCCGUAAUGGCAGAGGAAAGAAGAGCAUGCAGGGAGCAGGAAUACAAGGAUCAGUUUGGGAACUGCGUUGCCUGCAGGCAGUGUGAUGCCGGACAAGAACUAUCAAAGGAAUGUGGCUUCGGCUAUGGAGAGGAUGCCCAUUGUGUGCCCUGCAAGGCUAGCCGCUUCAAAGAGGACCAAAGUUCGCAGAAGUGUAAACCCUGCCUUGAUUGUGCCAACCUCAACCGCUUCCAGAAAGCCAACUGCUCCAGCACCAGCAACGCUGUGUGUGGUGAAUGCCUGCCUGGGUUUUACAGGAAAACAAAGCUAAGUGGAUUUCAAGACAUGGAGUGUAUCCCAUGUGGAGAUCCACCACCGCCUUAUGAGCCACAUUGCAUUGGGCGUGUGAAUCUGGUGCCCAUCCCUUCCACAGUGACAAGCCCCAGAGACAUGGCACUGGCUGCGGUCAUCUGCAGCGCUCUGGCCACCGUCCUCCUGGCUCUCUUCAUCCUUUGCAUCAUCUAUUGCAAGAGACAGCUCCUGGAAAAAAAGCCUGCAUCACUCAGAUCUCAGGAUGGUUCCUUGAUUGGCGCUGAACUGUCCUAUUUGGAUCGGCAACAAGUGCUGGACUUUUCCCAGCGGCCCUGUUGCUACUGUCAGCACAUCCCUGAGCAAACAUGUGGUCCUGUGCAUCUGCUUCCCUCCUUGUGCUGUGAAGACAUGCGACUUGGCCGAGACAACAGUCCCUUUCGGUCACAAAGCAGUCUGAAUGAGAGACUUGUACGGCAGUCAGCGUGGAACAGCCAGUGUGAUUUGGAACAAGCUGCCGAACCUCUUCCUGUGGAGUUCUCAGAGGAAUUACCCCUCAUGGAGAAGGCUGUAGACAGGACUCACCUCAGGCCACAGCCCACAAAUAGCAGCAACUCUUCCUCUGAGGAAGAUGAGGAGGAAAAUCUAAGAGAGAAAGAGCAUCAUGGGCCAUCGUUUGUCUCCACUAAGCUCUGUUCAGAGCUUUUACAGGAUGGCAGCUGUUUGGUAGAGCAACAUCUGUCUACAGUGGAAGAUUGACCUGGCUUUAUCUAGCUCACCUUUAUCCCUGAACUGCUCUGGAUGUGAAAAGGAGGCACUGAGGAAGAUGCCAGCUCAGAUUAUACAAGGCCACACACACAUACACAUCCUGAAAGCCAGGUGAUGUGCUCUAUCUCUCCAGGAGCUUGUGGCCCAUGGUUAUCCAACCCAAAUCAGACCAGAUGCUAUACAUAAACAUUACCAUGACCCAUAAAAAAAAAAAAAAAAACAGACUGAGGAACCCAAACAAACAACAGAAAAAUCUUCCCUACAGUGAUGAAGCUGAAUCAGAUUUUUUAAAAAAAAAAAAUUGCAAACACGUUUCUGAAAGAAACCACAGUCUAGAGAACUUUCUGAAUGAAAAUAUUUUGAAGACUCAUGAAUGUGGAUGACUGUUACAAUUUGGAAAAUCUGAACAUGACUGAAAAAGACAUUACUGUCCCAUAUCCUUGUUUUUUUUCCCCUUUGUAGAUAUUGUAUUAUAGAAUAUAGAAGGAUAAUAUUUUUCUAAUGUAGAUAACCCAAGGUCAGUCACUUUUUCAUAAUUACAGUUAAUGAGCACUUGCAUUCGUUGCUGAAAGUGAAACUUUAUUGCUUUUCAUAUUUGUAAAUAAAUAAAGAUCACCGAAAUAAACAAGAGUGAUACAUACAUGAAAA